AGUGAAGCUCUCUAUCCUCCACGCGUAUCUUGAAUAUUUCUCCAGUACCUACAAGAUCAAUCUCUCUCCCCAUAUAACCAUGUAGGAGUACUUGUUCUUAUGACACCCCAGCAAAGCACAGUAAAGCAAGGAGAUAGCAAGCAGAGGUGGUUUCAGCUUUAGUUCUCGACGACCUCCAUGGCUUCCAAGCAGAUGCUUGCUGUGGCCGCGGCGAUCAUCCUCGCCUUCCUUCCCAUGAUCGCCUCAGAAACCGUGCAUCCUGUGGGCGAUGCUAGGGGCUGGACGCUCGGCUUCGACUACAAAACCUGGUCCGAGAGCAAGCAGUUCAGAGUCAGCGACACACUACUGUUCGGCUACAACAAGGCCUUCCACAACGUGAUAGAGGUGAGCGGGCCGGACUUCAAGGCGUGCAACACCGCCAACCCCAUCGGCGCCUAUAGCUCCGGCAGCGAUGAGGUCGGGCUGGAGAAGCCGGGGAGGAGGUGGUUCAUCUGCGCCGUGGGCAAGCAUUGCCAGAUGGGCAUGAAGCUCAACGUCACCAUCCACGCGGCGGACGCGCUCACGCCGGCCCCGGCACCAGCUCCGUGGUCUCACCAUCACAAGUCCAGGCGCCCCUUCGUUUCCAAGUGGUGAUCACCUGCCGGCUGCCGGCCCUGUAAGCCUGUACCGA
Molecule: messenger RNA, 670 nt
Organism: Lolium perenne
Lineage: Eukaryota; Viridiplantae; Streptophyta; Magnoliopsida; Poales; Poaceae
Product: mavicyanin
Cellular component (GO): plasma membrane
Molecular function (GO): electron transfer activity
Source: RefSeq, a predicted model, not a curated record